AUGCUGCAAAACAUGACCCAAACGAACCCGUUUUGGGCAGCGCAAGCGAUGCUCCAUCGCGGGAUCGCGAUGGGGCAGAGCGCGGCGCUCCCGCAGGCGGGGGCGACGACGAACGGGGCGAGCGCGGCGACGGAUGAGUUGACGCGGAAGAAAUUGGCACGCAAGCAAUCGAAUCGCGAUAGCGCGCGUAGAAGCCGGUUGCGCAAGCAGGCUGAAACGGUCGAGAUAAACGUUAAAGUGAGCGAGCUCGAGCGAGAAGUCGUCGCGCUUCGUGAAGAAAAUCAGCGUUUGAAAAAGCGCCUCGCCGAGAACGAAGGGCAACGUGAACGAAAAACGACAAAAUGA
Messenger RNA from Ostreococcus lucimarinus CCE9901, 345 nucleotides. RefSeq lists its product with no specific name. Gene Ontology annotation, cellular component: nucleus. NCBI's taxonomy places the organism in Eukaryota, Viridiplantae, Chlorophyta, Mamiellophyceae, Mamiellales, Bathycoccaceae. The coding region runs from base 1 to 345 and encodes 114 amino acids. Gene Ontology annotation, molecular function: sequence-specific DNA binding; DNA-binding transcription factor activity. The record is from RefSeq and is a predicted model, not a curated record. Gene Ontology annotation, biological process: regulation of DNA-templated transcription. The transcript has a single exon.